Molecule: messenger RNA, 847 nt
Organism: Owenia fusiformis
Lineage: Eukaryota; Metazoa; Annelida; Polychaeta; Sabellida; Oweniidae
Source: the annotation of a GenBank genome assembly
AUUCAAAUGAUAAAACAUUAACAUCAACAUGAGAAUCAUCGUCGUCUUGGCCGCUUUAGUGAUAACAGGGGUGUUCGGACAAAUAUGUGAAGAGAAAUGUGAGGCGACUUGUGAGCAGAAAUGCGCGAAGAAAUGCCAAGGAAAAGUGAAACCAUCUAAAUGUGGAGGGAAAUGCAAAUUCUCCAUUGAAUGCAAACAUGAAUGUUGGUGUAACCAGGGAAUGUGUGAACCUAUGACAGAAGUAGGAGAACCCUGCAGGAAGAAUGAUGAAUGUAAAGGUCUUUCCAAAUGUGUGCCCUUAGGCAACGGGAUAUGUGAGGAGACAUGCAGAGUUGACAAUGACUGCUUGCAGUACAAGAAUGGCAAAAACAAGUACUGUACUGUUGGAGGCACUGCGGGAACACAGAAAGGCAAAUGUGAGAUGAAACACGAGAAAGGAUAUCGCUGUGCAAGAAGCCCAGAAUGCAAAGGGAAAAUGUACUGCAGGAAUGGACAAUGCCAACUUGCUGAAGAGGUUGUCAUCUGUAGUCUGAACUGCCACGGACAAGACCCCAGGAAACCGGAUAACAUCAGACCAGGACAUAUUGUGAACGUCACCUACUCUUGUACAUUUAUCAGAAGGGCGGAGAUGGGGCACCUGAACCUGACGGCCACAGUGAAAUUAGAUAGAACGAAGAACCUUGGCAAAGUAGAGGGGUUAUCACCACAAUAUUUCAGUGGAUUUGUCACCAAGAAAGCCAGGAAAGGAGAAUUCACUGCAAGUUUGGAUGCUGUAAUGAAAACAUGUGUGAGCAACAAGGACAGCUGCGCGGCUAACAGAAAAUGUAUAUUAAAUGCUGGACAAUAA